CCUUAAAAUUAAAAAUAUAUUUGAUAACGUUACAAAUUUUUCCCAAUAAGUUUCUUUGGUUUAAAUGGUUAGAUUCAGGGGGCCAUUAAAAGUGGCUUGUUGCUGGAGUCGCAGGAUGUGUUUUCGAAUUGAGGAAGGGAUUCUUUGGUGCAUGCAACGUCAUCGCGGGAAAUUUGUCGGCUUGCUUCAUCCCUUUUCGGCAUUAGUUCUCCUAAGUCUGAUUGGAUUUCUGUUCGUCUAUGAGUUGUGGUACGUUCUGCCUCUGUUGACCGAUCCUCAGGGGAUAUGGCACAAGUUAAACUGGCUGCUGGCCAUUUAUACGGUCUUCAAUAUUCUGGGCAAUUGGUGGCUCGGAUUUAUGUGCAAUACUGCGGUGGAAAGUUUACCGCCCAAGCGACAGCAUCCGUCGGCAGGUGAGGCACACCUGUGGCACUAUUGCACCUCCUGCCAAAAACUAGUGCCCCCAAGGUCCUGGCACUGCAGAUUGUGCAACCAAUGCAUACUGAAGCGGGAUCAUCACUGCACGUUCUCGGGGAAUUGUAUUGGCCACAAUAAUCAGCGGUAUUUCCUUGGGUUUUUAUUUCACCUGAGUUUCGGGAGCGGACAGGCGCUCGUUUAUAAUGCCAUGUUGGCCUGGAAAUCCAAGGCCUUUUUGGUCACCGACCCAUUGUUGUUUAUGAAUGAAAAUCAUUCAAAUGAUCCGGAUUUCAAUUGGAAGUACACAGUUGCCAGCAUGCUUAAGCUCAAUUUCUUUCUUUUUAUGGUGCCCCUGGGAAUGUUUGUCCUGCAAAUGCUGAUGGUCUAUCGGAACAGUACAUGCUAUAGGAUACUGGAUCGCAGCUACGAUGUCGGUUGGCAGCAAAACUUCAAUAUUGUACUUGGGAAUCGGCGAUUCUGGACCUUCUUUUCGCCCACCAUUUCAAGUCCUCUUCCAAACGACGGAACUCAGUGGUUUCAGAAGCAGCACGUUUAAUACUGGGAAAUAAAAACAGAAGUAAAUACUUUUAUUAUAGCAAAAUUAUUGGGUCAACUUUAUAUUUUAUACGUAAUGAGAAAGUACAAAAUAUAAAAACCAUUUUGUUUUCAA
Drosophila rhopaloa is the source of this 1087-nucleotide messenger RNA. RefSeq names its product probable palmitoyltransferase ZDHHC24. Lineage: Eukaryota; Metazoa; Arthropoda; Insecta; Diptera; Drosophilidae. Gene Ontology annotation, molecular function: palmitoyltransferase activity. The transcript has a single exon. The record is from RefSeq and is a predicted model, not a curated record. Bases 65 to 973 code for a protein of 302 amino acids.